GUGUUAGGGAAUCGAAGGUUGCCAAUUCUUUUCACCUCUCCAUCUUCCUCUUGAGGUCAGAUGUUGAUGACCGUGACUUCCACAGCCACAUUAGUCGAACCCCCAACAGUUGCACUAUAUAGCAAGUCCUCAACGCCAUCCUCCAUCCUUGUCAUCAACCCAAGCCGAGAGAGGAGCCUCACCAGAGAGAGAGAGAGAGAGAGAUGGCAGAAGAGUUCCGGCCAGGAACAUGCAGUGGAGGAAGCUGGUGGACGGCAGCUGAGUUGGUCGAAGCUAAAGCUCGGUCCUUCGACGAGUCCGCAGGGUCGGCCUGUGGCAGCUCAAUCACUUUCCAAGAGACUCAUAAGAUGCAACACCCCGACGGUGGACUCUCGCCUUCUUCCAUGACUUGGACUCAAGCUUUGCUGAACGGUGCCAUGCCGCAAGAGGAUCUCGGUUCGAGACCUACAGGCGGUGAGAGCUCGACAUCGAAUCCAUACGGUGACAUGAGCCAGAACUUGUUGUUGCAGCAGCAACAUCAUUUGAGCGAUGUUGGUGGCGGCUAUCAGAUCAUCACUCCCGCCUCCUAUGCAAGCUCGUCGAUGAUGUUGCAAGAUCUACUUGAAUCCGAGACGAAGCAGCAGCAGUUCAUCUAUGACGGUCGAGUGAGGAAUCAGUACCAGUCUCCAAUGUCCGCCGAUGGGGGAAGCUCAGAUGAGCUAUGGCAGCCUUCAUGGCUUUCCCACCUGCUAAAAUCCUCGCUGUCCAACAACACACCCUCAUGGAAUGCCUCCGCCAGUGAUAUGAGGCCAGUUUUCCGUUCUCCGACGCCUUCCAAGUAUGUCAUGCAGCCAUCGGAGCCCAAAAUUGUUUGCGGUAGCACGCUCACAGCUAAGCAGAUGGAGUCAUCAGGAGGAGAUCGAGACUCAUGUUCUUCCUCGACCAAGAAAACUGGAAGCGAGGCUGCAACCAAAAAACCCCGGAUAGAGACGCAUUCGCCAUUACCGACUUUUAAGGUGAGGAAAGAGAAACUAGGGGACAGAAUCACUGCUCUCCAGCAACUAGUUUCACCUUUUGGAAAGACUGAUACUGCCUCGGUUCUCCAAGAAGCCAUUGAAUACAUUAAGUUCCUUCAUGACCAAGUCGGUGUUCUAAGCAGUCCCUACUUUAAAAAUGGGCAGCCCAUGAAGCCAAAACAGAUACCUGAGGAAUCCAAGGAUUGCGAUGAACCGAAGCAAGACCUUAGAAGCCGAGGACUGUGUCUGGUUCCUGUCACGAGUACGUACCCGGUGGCAAGCGAGACCACAACUGACUUCUGGCACCCUACGCUCGGAGGAACCUUCAGAUAGAGAACAGCUACAGGGUUCUGAAGAGAGAUAGGAGGAUGAAGCCUCUCUCUGAGCAACAACGUCUCGCACUUGCAUGCAAGGAAAGAUAAGAACUGCAGUGUGCUCUUAAUUAGGACCUCUAUAGCAGUAUGGAAAGAGAAACAACUCCAUUAAGAGAAGAUACAGCAAGAAGUGACCUUAUUGGCCCAGCUACAUGGAGAACAGAGUGAGAAGCUGACCAUCAAAAAGAGAGAGAGAGAGAGUGUGUGUGUGUGUGUGUGUGUGUGUGAUCAUAACAAUAUAGUAUUUUAUGAGAGGGUGGACAAGAAAUAGGAACAGGUGCUUGCUGAAUUUAGCAGAAGGGAAUGAGGAGGGGUGGAUGGGAAAAGGAUGGUGGGUUUUGUUCCUGUUUGAGGUGUUGACAGUUUUCUUUUCUUAUAGAAAAGAAAUUGAACAGCAUUAAGGAAUAAUUGAGAUGAGGGAUAUAUAGGGGCAUGUGUGUUCCUUAUUUUGUUCUGGGGAUCCUAACUUUUGAUUGAUUUGAAUGCUCUCAUGGAGGGGAGAGGUGAUGAUGGCCCCCCUUCCAAUCUCACUCUUCCUUUUGACUAUGAUCAUGCUGGAUUUUAAGGGUUGGAAAACCAUUUUAUUCUUUGGCAGAAGCACACAGUUGCAUGUAUUUUAUAUUCUGUAGAUAUACAUGUGUUGACAUGAAAAACUUACUGCUGCUUCCUGACCUCAAAAACAUGUUGAGAAGGCAAUGAUGAAACUUUUGUAAUGAAACAAACAAUACAAGCUUUUGGUGUUUGCUCAA
Musa acuminata AAA Group (dessert banana) is the source of this 2118-nucleotide messenger RNA. Its product is annotated as transcription factor bHLH112-like. The record is from RefSeq and is a predicted model, not a curated record. The coding region runs from base 204 to 1328 and encodes 374 amino acids. NCBI's taxonomy places the organism in Eukaryota, Viridiplantae, Streptophyta, Magnoliopsida, Zingiberales, Musaceae. Gene Ontology annotation, biological process: regulation of transcription by RNA polymerase II. Gene Ontology annotation, molecular function: DNA-binding transcription factor activity, RNA polymerase II-specific; RNA polymerase II cis-regulatory region sequence-specific DNA binding; protein dimerization activity. The transcript is spliced from 7 exons. Gene Ontology annotation, cellular component: nucleus.